AUUCAGUCAGUCGGGUCGAGCGAGCGUGGGAGGUCGGUACGGCGUCCGCCUCAAAAUUUAACGGCAUAAUGAAACUUUUAGUCCAUUUUCCUAUCACAUUCUGAGUCAAACAUUUAUAAAAACUUAACGACAGUGCUUACAUUGUUAUAUUCGUGCACUGGGGGUGAAAAUACCCACAAUGGCAGUAUAAUGUGUUAAAAUACUAGUGGCGGGAAACCGUUUUGAUAUCUCGCUUGACGUGUUGUGUCCUAUGUGUACGUAGAGCGAGAGGAGCCGUCUGCCCUAGAGGGCGGCCGACAUGCUGGAUUCGUCGUGAAUCGAUAUUUUUGGAACGUUGUAGAGCAGAAACCAUGAGCUUCGAGGCUCAAUAAAGGAGAGAGCAUGGAAAAUGCUCGGAGAGGUGAACAAUGACAGCAUGUCCCCGCCGCGAGCGAUGACCCUGCAGGGCGCCAAGGGUCGCGCAGUGGCCGCGGCGGCGGGGCGCGCCAGCCCGGGCCCCCGUGCACACUCCAUGCCAUAUUUUAUAGAAAAAAUCACGCUUAUUAGGCUAUGUCUACAAUAUCUUCGGUUGAUAUCAAGUUUAUAUCAAAAUGCCGACGCCUCCUUGCCGCGGGUGCGACUAAACUUUAAUUUUACAAAGCGUCCGCUAGUCAAAUUAAAAACUGGUGUGAAUAAUAUGUUUAGUUUUCGAACUAGAACAGUGUAUUGUGAUAUUAAAGCAUUGUUAGUGAAGACAAUAGUGCAAUUAUUCGUUGUUGCCAAGUGUGUUGUGUGGAGAUGGAGGUGUAGAGGCGGCGCGCGGCGGGCGCGGACGCUGCUGGUGCUGUGGCUGAGCGGCUGCGGCGGCGUCGGGUACAGCGAGGGCCGGCGCGACGGGGACCUCCAUAUUGGGGGCAUCUUCCCCAUGGAGGGCGAGGGCGGGUGGCAAGGCGGCCAGGCCUGCAAGCCCGCCGCCGAACUCGCUCUCGCCGAUGUCAACGCGCGCUCUGAUUUAUUGUCCGGCUUCAAAUUAUACAUUCACAGCAACGAUAGCAAGUGCGAGCCGGGCUUGGGGGCGAGCGUUAUGUACAACCUGCUGUACAACCCGCCUCAGAAGCUGCUGCUCCUAGCUGGCUGUUCCACCGUGUGCACCACCGUCGCCGAAGCCGCCAAGAUGUGGAACCUCAUGGUUUUGUGCUACGGCGCGUCAUCGCCGGCGCUCUCAGACCGCGCGCGCUUUCCAACGCUGUUCCGCACGCAUCCAUCGGCCACAGUUCACAACCCCACGCGGAUCAAGCUCAUGCAGAAGUUCGGCUGGUCGAGAAUCGCCAUCUUGCAGCAAGCGGAGGAAGUCUUCAUUUCGACUGUGGAAGACUUGGAGGCGCACUGUAAGAAGGCGGGCAUCGAGAUCGUCACGCGGCAAUCAUUCCUAUCAGACCCAGCCGACGCGGUGCGUAACCUGCGGCGACAAGACGCUCGAGUUAUCGUCGGCUUGUUCUACGUAGUCGCGGCGCGGCGCGUGCUGUGUGAAGUCUACAAACAUCGAUUAUAUGGAAAAUCUUAUGUCUGGUUUUUUAUUGGUUGGUAUGAAGAUAACUGGUUCGAGACGAACUUGGAGAAAGAAGGCAUCGAUUGCUCACCAGAACAGAUGCGGGAGGCAGCUGAGGGUCACUUAACUACGGAGGCUCUCAUGUGGAACCAGAACUCUAACCAAACUACCAUCUCUGGAAUGACGUCGGAAGAUUUUCGAUCGCGACUGAACGAGGCUUUACGCGAAGCUGGCUACGACAUCGACGGCGAGAGAUAUCCCGAGGGUUAUCAAGAGGCACCCCUGGCCUACGACGCAGUUUGGGCAGUCGCCUUGGCUUUCAACAAAACUAUGGAGAAGCUGGAGAAAAGCGGGCUAAGUUUGAAGAACUUCACAUACACGAACAAGAAGAUUGCCGAUGACAUUUACGAGGCAAUAAACUCCACUUCAUUCCUCGGUGUAUCGGGUUUAGUGGCCUUCUCGUCCCAAGGCGACCGCAUAGCGUUGACUCAAAUAGAACAGCUGACUGAUAACCACUACGUAAAGCUUGGCUACUAUGACACACAGGCUGACAAUCUCACCUGGCUGGAAAGGGAACGGUGGGUCGGUGGGAAGGUGCCCCCCGACCGCACGGUGGUAGUUAACGAGCUCCGGACGGUAUCUCUGCCGCUUUUUGCGUGCAUGACCGCGCUCUGCAUCGCCGGCAUCCUCGCCGCCAUUGCACUAAUUGUCUUCAACAUCUUGCACAGACACCGGAGGGUGAUCCAGUGGUCGCACCCGGCGUGUAAUACGGUCAUGCUGUGUGGGUGUUGUAUCUGCCUGAGCGCGGCCAUCGCGCUGGGCGUGGACGGGCGCUGGGUGACGCCGCAGCACUUCUCCGGGCUGUGCGCGGCUCGCGCCUGGCUGCUCGCCACCGGCUUCUCUAUGGCAUACGGCGCCAUGUUCACCAAAGUAUGGCGAGUGCACCGCCACACCACUAAACCUAAAGUCGAAACAAAGAAAAAGCGCAUCCACGGCUGGAAACUCUACACGAUGGUAGGAGGCCUACUAGUGGUGGACGUGGCUCUCCUGACCGCGUGGCAGCUCCGAGACCCCCUAGAGCGGCGCGUUGAGACGUUCCCAUUGGAGGCCCCGAGGCACCACGACGAUGAUGUUCAUAUACGGCCCGAGUUGGAGCAUUGUGAGAGCAAACACAACACUGUUUGGCUUGGUGUCAUGUACGGAUACAAGGGCCUAGUACUAGUAUUUGGCCUGUUCCUGGCUUACGAGACGCGAUCAGUGAAGGUUCGUCAGAUCAACGACUCGCGCUACGUCGGCAUGAGUAUAUACAACGUGGUGGUGCUGUGCCUCAUCACGGCUCCAGUGACCCUCGUCAUCGCCAGUCAACAGGACGCGGCCUUCGCCUUCGUGUCAUUAGCCAUCGUCUUCUGCUGUUUCCUCAGCAUGGCACUGAUUUUUAUUCCUAAGGUGAUCGAGGUGAUCCGUCACCCGACGGAGCGCGCGGAGAGCGGCCGGGGCUCCGGUUCGGGCUCCGCGCCCGCCGACGAGGAGCGCUACCGGGAACUAGUCAAAGAAAACGAAGAAUUGCAGAAACUCAUCGCACAGAAGGAGGAGCGGAUCCGGGUGCUGAAGCAGAAGCUGGCGGAGCGCGAGGCGGCGGCGGCGGGCGUGACGCAAGGUACGGGCGGCGGCGUGCUGGCCGACCUCGCCACCGCCACCUCCGACUAUGGCACCUCCACCAACUACACGCGCUCCUCGCGCGCCUCCGUCUCUGACCUAGACUUCUCUGAGAGCUACCUCUAACUCCUCACACCCCCCAGCUCUCUCAGACACACCGCUCUAAUCGUUUCAACUCUUACAUUUGUUUCAGCCCUCUUAAUAUAGCAGAAAAAACACGAUGUUAAUAACAAACUUGUAUCUCAACCUGUAUCUAUUUCCUCGUGUUCUUAUUUUUGAUAUACUAUAACUAUAAUAAGAUAACCCUGAACUCUCGUAUAAAUAAAAAAGCACACCCUACCUCCGAAUCCCGUCUACACCCUUAUCGCUAACUAGUUAACAUUAGGUUUUUAAAUGGCCUAUAAAGUCGGCCUAUUGAAACGCACGCCUGCUGAAAGUAAUAAGUGGACUCGAUUAAUUGAAUUUCAUUGGAGACGGCUCACUUCGGUGACGGGAAUACAUUCCAAUGGCGAUGAGAUUAGUCAAUCGCCGGCGGAAUCACACUCGACCCUCAUUACACCCGGCGGAGCUGGUCAUUAGGCGCGCGGCCGGUGUGUGCCGACCGCCGGCCGCACCUCGAACCGUAUUUAAUCAUUAUGCUUCGGUAGCCCGAGAUGCGCCACUGUACUCUCUGCCCGACAUUUCUCCUGCACCACCUAACAAUGCUCACUACUGAAAUGGCAGUCUCAGUAACUUGAACUCCCUUUGAUAUUUGUUUCUUGUGUAAUCAUUUUUAAUUGGAAUAUUAAAACCUUUUUGGUUGAUGAUUAGUUGAUUACGUUCACACAUAUGGUCAAACCACCUGUCUGAAUAAUAAAGUCAUUAGUAUUACCUACCUAUGAUUACCUAUCUAGUGAUUACUUUAAUCCCUGGUCUGACUUAAAGAAGAACUGAUUGCGAUUCCGCGUUCCUUCAGUCUGUUUACAUUUAAAAUUAUUGAAUAAACGUUAAACCAUAAAACCCUUUUUUCGAGUGUAUUGUGAGCGUCAUUAAAUCACAAUGGCUCCAUUAAUAAUGGACGUGACGUACCCUGUGUCAGUGAUUGAACAUUCUAACGUUAUGUGCGAUAUUGAUGCAUUGUUAUUGCAAUUUAAUGUUUAUCUUGAUAAGCAUAUUUUACCCAAAAUUUUGCCCAACAUUAUGUCCAAUCGCCAACAUUUCAUUUAUGGUCGCAUAAUCAUUUGAUUGAUGAAUAACAACUAAAACUGUUUAAUUCGUCUAUUCUAUUCACACAUGCGAACAUAUUUGAAAUAUGGAAUACCUAACCCUGCGUUAGGCCGCAGUCUGAUCCACGAAAUGUAAAUUAAAUAAUAUAUUUUACUACCGUAUACCCAACAUCGAGUAUAUAGCGUAUUUAUAUAUUUUAAAUGAUAAUGUUAGAUAUCGAGAUCACGUAGAACCCGCGUCGUCACAGUUGCCGGCGUCAGACCGCGGCCUGAGCUGUACUCUACCUCACACGUACUGUUACGAUUGCACGUGUCUUUACAUCUAAACAACCUAUCUACUAUUCCUACUAGACUGAUUUAGUGGUACUCUUAGCUUUAUGAGGUUUACUCAUAAAUUGUUUCUACAUAUUCAAUUGUAAGUUACGAUUUGUAGAUGUUACUCUCUAACAAUCCAUUAGGCUAUUAGUUAUUAGUGUUAAUUUGUGUCUCUACAGACGAGAACCUAUAGCAUUAAGUAACGCUACAACGAUUGUUCUUUAUGCAUUUUUGAGUAUAAAAAGAUAAUACUAACACGAUAUUUCUUCAAAUUGACACAUUUCUAUUUUAUUGGCACAAAUAUCUAGAUAGCUUUAGCCUCAUAUUAACGUUGACAAAUUUCAUUCCUUUAUGUAAAAGUUGGUUUAAUAGAGAAUAAGUAUAAUAAUGUCCAUUUUUUUGUUCUCAUGUUCAAAUUUUAUUGCAUAAUUUACAUAAUGCGUAGCUUUUGGAAUUCAUGCAGUCAAAUCUCGUUAUGAUGCACUUGUUAAAUUUAUUUGAUGUUAAAACUGAUCUGUUCGGUAAUAUUGUUGAGAAGACAUGGUUAGGGCACACGAUAGUCUGUUUUGGGGAGAAAAAGACCAUUUAAAGGAAGAGUAAGAGAGGCGAGCUCGGUGCACAUAGGUACGUAGCCGCAGCCCUCUCCCACUAGUGACGUAAGUAGUUUGAAGAUGUUGUCCGAGCCCGUAGUUCCCCUGUUGUCACCCAGAGAUGCAUGUCACCCACACACACUGCACUCCGGUCUCCGGCCCUCUAUACUUGGUGCUUGUUUGUGCUUUAUAACGUCCAGUUCCCCGUAGUCAUGUUCAGCACUACCCCAGUCUAAUUAAUAUAAAAUAAUAACUUUCACGUCUAUUUUAUACCUUUCUAUCCCUCUGGAAUACACCCCUAUUAAAACACAUAAUGUUCCACACAGCACUCUAUUGAUUUACAUUGCCGUAUCCGAGUUUAAUGUGUAACAUUAGGUAUUAAAUAUGUAUAUAGUAGGUAAAUGAUAGUAGGUGUUGGACUUGGUAUAGGCUGACUAACGAGAUUUCCUUGCAUGAAUGUUUGAUAUGGUUGUUUUGUUUUAUGUAAAUUGCGCUUAUAUUUGUAUUUAUCUGAAUAUUUUACGGUGAAAAGAGUCCGAAUGACAAUAAACUGAAAAUUUAUGACAACAAAAGAAGGAAAACUGUAUUUAUUCGUAAUCGUUUCAUCUUCAUUUAUUCUUUUAGUUUUGGUAAGAUAAUAGAGAUCUCAAGAACAUUUCUAACUCACCUCGAACAAUCUUUUCUUCCGUCACCGAAACUUCUUGACCUUACAAAAGUUUUUUUCCAAUAUUCUAACUCCUUACAAACUUAUUGCUAAAAUGAAAUAUAUUCUAAUAUCGCUUUGAUGUUUCUUUUGUUUGCUUUCUUACAAGCUUAAUGUACCUGCUAGGUAUCUUGUAGACUUGAAUAUAUGGGUAAUGGAAUUUGUAUAUCAUCAGUCUAUGUGUGCUAUUUCGUAAAUGCAGAUUACUUUGUAUUUUCUAAAAGAUAUUGGUACUGCAGACAUUCUAGAUAUUGGUCAGCAAAUGCAAGUAGCAGAACCACAAACAUCGGAUGCUGCGGUUACGAAAUACUGCACGUAGAGGAAGAUAUAUACUUUAAUAACUAAAUGAUCUUUUUCUCUCUCGGCAGAUGUACAGGACGAACACAUCUGAUCGCAAGGCAAUCUUCGAUAGAAAUAUUAGAUUAAUAGCUGAAUUUCAUGUUGAAUAGAACUCUCAUGGCGCCGUAGUGAAUUUCUUUUAUAUUGAUAAGAAAUAAAAGUGUUCUUAUAUUGUUAGUUAAACUGGACUAAGUGCAUAACGUUCGCGAUGGAACGUUGAACGCGCAGAACUAACCUAGCUAAUCAAUUACUAUUAUAUACAGUGCCGGAAGGUACUCAUUGUUUCGUUCUAAGUUAUGUGUAGGUGAUUCUACAUAGUGUGCACGGUUUACGAGACACGACAUACAUGUGAACAUACUUGUUGAUAAAUAGUUGAAUGUAAUUGAUCGUUGCUCAGUGUAUAAUAGAAUGAAAGUAAUGUUAACAUUCAGAUAAAGUCACAGAAAUAUCCUCGAAAUCAAAGACUUUGAUGUACCGUCUGUCUAUGAUUUGAUAUAGAUGUUAAACAAAAUUAAAUAAAAAAAGAAACCUUAAA
This is a messenger RNA of Helicoverpa armigera (cotton bollworm), 6871 nucleotides long. RefSeq names its product metabotropic GABA-B receptor subtype 1 (gene GABA-B-R1). Bases 389 to 3310 code for a protein of 973 amino acids. The record is from RefSeq and is a predicted model, not a curated record. Gene Ontology annotation, cellular component: G protein-coupled receptor heterodimeric complex; membrane. NCBI's taxonomy places the organism in Eukaryota, Metazoa, Arthropoda, Insecta, Lepidoptera, Noctuidae. Gene Ontology annotation, molecular function: G protein-coupled GABA receptor activity. The transcript has 15 exons. Gene Ontology annotation, biological process: G protein-coupled receptor signaling pathway; gamma-aminobutyric acid signaling pathway.